ACAAAAAUGAGUGCAAUUUUAAAAUUUAUUCGUGAAAAUCACAUAUUAGCCCUUAUAGAACAAGCCAUUGUCAAAAAGAAAUCGCGGUUGAGUCUGAACGCUUUCGAAAUCACUGAAAUACCGAACUUACUUUACAACUGUAUGGAAGUCGAACAUCUUUAUUUACAUAGAAAUAAAAUAUCGGUAGCCCCAGUGCAAAUAACGGAGUUGUUAAAUCUUACUACAUUAACUCUGGAUUACAAUAACAUAAGUUCGCUGCCGCCUGAAAUUGGGAACUUGAAAAACUUAGUGAAUUUAAAUAUAAGUUAUAAUCCCUUAAAAGUGUUAAUACCUGAAAUUGGUGAGUUGGAGAACUUGGAGGCUUUCUGGUGCAACAGGAUAGGGUUAAAGGAGAUCCCUCCGGAAAUCGGGAAGUUGUCCAAACUUGACACUUUUGGCGCCAGAGGCAACGAACUUCAGACUAUACCGGAAGAAAUGACCAGACUAACAAAACUAAGAUGGCUGACUCUAGAAAACAACCUAAUAGACUCUCUACCAAACACGAUGGACAAAAUGGAGGCGUUAGUACAUUGUAACUUGAGAAAUAACCGUUUAAGAGAGUUUCCUGCAAGUGUGCUUCAAUGUCCCGACCUUAUGUUCUUGCAGUUGAAUAAUAACCUGAUAACCAGCUUGUCUGUAAACUUCGACACCAGUUUCCUCGCCAUGUUAGAGAUGAUAGACUUACGGAUGAACCCCAUCUGUGAAUUACAACAUCCAGAGCAUCCCCUAGUUCGUUACGCAGAAGAAAUGCCGACCAGCGACACAGACCUCUCCUCGCAAGCAUCAACCUCACACUUGCAGGGUCAACCGGCUGUGGGAGUUGCUCAAGCUUUAGCUAUUAAUGCUACCGCGUUAAGACUGCCUGCUGUGCCACAAAGGCAUCCGAAUCAGGAACCUUUAGUCGUUGAAAUGGAAAUGGAUGCAUCGUCAAUAGAGUCGUCAGAAGAUUGGGAGAACAGCGUGAACAGCUCUGAAUUGGACGUGCAAUACCAAAGCGACGAAGAGCGAGCUGAUAAUGAGAUCGCACAAUUUUUUCAGGCCGUCGGAAUGGUACUGCCAGAACUUUCCCGAUACGCUUCAACGGCCAGUUGAGCUGACGACAUUGCGCUCAUGUCUGGUAACACCGAUUGCACACCUGGUAACACCAGCCGAAGACCUAGGAAUAUCAGCCUCAAAUCUUUAAAUAAUGACGGUAAACCUGGUAACAUAAACUACGAAUCUGGUAACACUGGCUACAUACUUGGUAAUGUCAAAAGUUCACCUAUUAACACCUAUAGCACACUUUGUGAUGCCACGGGAAAUUAAGCAACGUCAGUCUUACUUUACCAGACAAAGUUAAUAGCGCCAUCGGCCUUGUACUUGGAAAACGCAAAUCUGGUCAUAUCAACCUCGGCCACCGUCGCACCUAUAGCACAUGUGGUCACAAGUGCUGCAAAGGCUGUACACCUGGCACAAUCGAAUACACUCGUAAUAAGUUCACACCUGGUAAAACCGACGUUGCAGUCGACACCACAUCUUGUCCAUUCAGACCUGUUGAUACCCUCAGCUAUCCUGCCGACCUGAUUACAUUACGCGCAUACUUGGUAUCAAAAAGUGCCCAAAUUGGACACACCAAAUGCAUUACUGCUAAUCUUGAGGUCGUACGGUAACAACAACUACACACUUGGCAACACUAGCAUCAUCAACAGCAUAUGCGGCAAGACAAAAUACAGGCAUGUCAACAUACAAGUGCAUAACUGGUAACACUGAGCACGUAUCUGGUAAUAAUAACUAUACCCCUGGCAAUACCAACCUCGCGACUGGCAACACCGGGUAUGUACUUGAUAAACACAAUCAAAACAAUAAUGACCGUAUACCUGGUAAUACAAAAUUCACACGCAGUAACACUAACUGCACACGCAGUAACACUAACUGCACACUUGGUAACAUCAAAAAAUUACCUAAUAACGCAUACAGCAAACUUUGUGAUGUCACUGGAAAAUAUAGCAAAAUCAGGCUUACCUUACUAGACAAAGCCAAUUGCACCUUCGGCCGUAUACUUAGAAAUUGCAGAUCUGGUCACAUCAACCGCACCCAUGGUCAUACCGAUUGCACGUCUAGUGACAUCACUCAAAAAUCCAACUAUUCCCCUCCCAUUCACGAGCACUGCAGAGGCUGUACACCUGGCACAAUCGAAUACGCAAUUGAUUUGUUGACACCCGGUAAAGCCAGUAUAUCAGUCGACACGAUACCUAGCUCAUUCAAACCUGUUCAUAUCAUUAGCUAUCCUAGUAACAUCAACGGUCGAUCUGGUUACCUUAUGCUCAUAUCUGGUAUCAAAAAAUGCACUUCUAGAAACACUAAAUGUGAAUGCAUUACUUGUAAAAUUGAGUUCAUAACUGAUAACGACUACUGCACACCUGGCCAAUAUUAACAACACGUCAGCAACACAAAUCGCAACACCACAACAUCAACACCACACUAACAAUGCAUAUCUUAAUUUGUACUGAUUUAUUGCAGCACUUUGGUGUUCAAAUUAAAUUAUUACUUUUAUGUCAAAUACUUACCGUCUAGUAAGUAUAGUUUUUUUUCCCGUAAGCUCUAGACAUUAGAAAUGUUGAAAAUUGAAUACAAAAACACAUGCUCC
Messenger RNA from Hyposmocoma kahamanoa, 2665 nucleotides. Its product is annotated as leucine-rich repeat-containing protein 1. Gene Ontology annotation, molecular function: protein binding. The record is from RefSeq and is a predicted model, not a curated record. NCBI's taxonomy places the organism in Eukaryota, Metazoa, Arthropoda, Insecta, Lepidoptera, Cosmopterigidae. The transcript has 6 exons. The coding region runs from base 7 to 1131 and encodes 374 amino acids.